Molecule: messenger RNA, 1767 nt
Organism: Lodderomyces margitis
Lineage: Eukaryota; Fungi; Ascomycota; Pichiomycetes; Serinales; Debaryomycetaceae
Exons: 1
Coding region: 1-1767 (588 amino acids)
Biological process (GO): basic amino acid transport; transmembrane transport
Cellular component (GO): fungal-type vacuole membrane
Molecular function (GO): basic amino acid transmembrane transporter activity
Source: RefSeq, a predicted model, not a curated record
AUGUCGACAGAACCAAAUUCUAGAGCAUGCGAACAACAUCACCACCUUCACCCUAACGUUAUCCAUGACUCCUCAGCAGAUUCCGCAGGCAUUAUUGCUUCGGAAUUAGCUGCCGAGGAUGGAAGUCUACUCAACAACAAUAUUUUAAAAUCUCACAGCUAUGGUGCGAUAGAAGGUGAGACUCCUGAUUCAUACGAAAUAGACGACCCUCAUGGAGGAUAUGCCUUACCUAAAAGACAGUUGAUUACGGUGGUGUCUAGUUUGUUCAUGGCCUCAUUUUUGGCCGCAUUGGAUGUAACGGUUGUAACUACAUUGUUGACAAUCAUUGCUUCUGAAUUGAAGGCUGUCAAAAAUAUAUCAUGGAUUGCCACAUCUUAUUUAUUAUCUUCGUCCGCCUUUCAACCAAUUUUUGGAAAGUUGUCUGAUAUCUUUGGUCGUAAAUUUAUUUUGAUUGGGUGUUCGCUUAUGUUUGGUAUAGGAUGCACCAUCUGUGUCACCGACUCGCUUUGGUGGUUAGUAAUUGGUCGAUUUAUAACCGGAUGGGGUGGUUCAGGACUUACUGCAGUGGGAACUAUUACCAUGUCGGAUCUCAUCCCGUUAAGAGACCGUGGGUUAUACCAAGGGUUGGCAAACAUCUGCUACGCACUAGGUGCUGCAUCUGGCGGAUUUAUCGGCGGUAUCGUUGCUGACACAUUGGGAUGGAAAUACGUUUUUAUCUUACAAGUGCCCCUUGCCAUUAUAGUUGGCAUUGCUAUCUAUCUUAAUUUAAAUUUACCUGCUGGAUCGCCGGGGUUGGGUGCCCAUGGCCAAGAUAUUUGGCAAAAGUUGAAACGAGUUGAUUUCUUGGGGAGUUUCUGCUUGAUUAGCUCGUUGAUGUUGUUUUUAACUGCCGCUUCGUUAGGAGGAAGGGAUAUUGCUUUUUCAUCAAACUUGUUUAUCUCAUUAGUGGCGGCCAGUUUUGUCUUGCUUUUUGCUUUUCUAUAUGUGGAGGCCUAUGUGAGCGAGGAACCGAUCAUUCCCAUCGAGUUGCUAGCAAAUAGAACAGUCUUGGCUUCAUCUUUGACCAAUUGGUUCUACACAAUGGGAAUAUUUGCAAUUUUGUUUUACGUUCCAGUAUAUUUUACAUCAGUGCUUUACUUAUCAGCCACUGAAAAUGGGUUACGGUUGGUACCUAAUUUUUUCGGUGUAUCAUUGGGCUCUCUUUCUGCUGGGUAUUACAUGAAACGCACUGGGCGUUAUUACAACUUAGCAGUAGCUGCUGGAAUAUUGGCCAUAUUUGGCUCCUAUAGAGUCACUCUUCUUGAUACUCAAACUUCCACAUGGCAACAGUAUUUAAUGUUGAUUCCACAAGGUUUGGGAUACUCUUGUAUCUUGACAAUUACAUUACUUGCUUUGAUUGCUGCAACUCCAAUGAAAUACCAAGCCUGUACAACCUCGAUCCAAUACACUUUUAGGUCAACAGGGUCCACUUUGGGGGUGUCAGCAGCUUCAGCUAUAUUUGAAACAGUUCUUGGGCUGAGUUUGCAAAGGAGAAUUAUGAAUUUGGUCAAGGAUCCAGAAGAAGCUAGGAAUAUCAUAGCAAAAGCAUUGGAGGAUACCAACUACGUUCACGAAGCGCCAAAGUACGUGAGAGAAGCAAUCAGGACUUCCUACGAUGAAGGAUGCAGAGGGGCAUUUUAUUUUGCAUCGGUAGCAGUGGUUAUUGGCGUUAUUUCGUCCUUGUUUAUGAGAGAACACAAAUUACAUACAAGUCUUAAUAGAGAUUGA